Molecule: messenger RNA, 747 nt
Organism: Microtus ochrogaster (prairie vole)
Lineage: Eukaryota; Metazoa; Chordata; Mammalia; Rodentia; Cricetidae
Gene: Tac4
Product: tachykinin 4
Biological process (GO): inflammatory response; tachykinin receptor signaling pathway; positive regulation of cytosolic calcium ion concentration
Molecular function (GO): substance P receptor binding
Source: RefSeq, a predicted model, not a curated record
AUGCUGCCCCUCGUUGCCCUGUUUCUCCUGAUUGGGCAGUCAGUGUGCACUACAACAGGGGACAGAGAGGAUCUGACCCUCAGCAAGGAAGCAGAGUCCUGGAUGACCGUGAACUUGAAGGGACUCCCUGUUGCCAGUAUUGAACUGCAGCUUCAGGAGUUGAAGAGAAGCAGAACUCGCCAGUUCUAUGGUUUGAUGGGGAAGCGGGUGGAAGGUUAUCAGCUGGGACGAAUAAUGCAGGACCUCCUUGGCGCGAGAGGCUUCUCCAUAGAAGGAGCCUGCAGCCAGGAGACACACCACGAGAGUGCAGAGCCCGGAGCAGUGGCCAGGGAAAGCCUCCAGAGUAAACAGGAAGACCAGACUCUCUCAAUCACCAGCAACGUGUAGCACUCUCCCGGGACACGGAAGAGGAUGACCAGGGUUUAGAGUGAGCCCCAAAGGACGCUUCCCAAAUGAUGCCAUGCCCACCUCUCCCUGAACGUUACAGCUGAAGCGCCUCAGGCCAACAGUCCAGUGUCUUCUGUCCUUAACUUGGGCAUUCAUGCCAGGCCAGCACUGAGCCCUGCAUUUCUCCCAGGCCUCUUGGCACCAGGUAGCAAUGGCACACAAAGCAGUGCUGCCUCACAGGCUGCAGUGGCCCAGUUCUCCCUUGCACCCAGGCUCUCGUGUCUGUGUAUUACAGGGUAAGAUUCACACCCUGUAACUCAUGCCCAACAGUGGGGCUCCAUGAAAGUGAGCAGUGCAGAA